Molecule: messenger RNA, 729 nt
Organism: Mixia osmundae IAM 14324
Lineage: Eukaryota; Fungi; Basidiomycota; Mixiomycetes; Mixiales; Mixiaceae
Exons: 4
Coding region: 1-729 (242 amino acids)
Source: RefSeq, a predicted model, not a curated record
AUGAGCACAAAGGCGACGAAGAGACUUCUGUCGGAGCUCCGACAGCUCCAGCAAGAUCCGCCUUCCAACAUCGUCGCUAGACCGCUUGAGGACGACUUGUUCGAAUGGCACUUUACCAUCACCAACGUUGACGGCGACGACUUUAAUGAGGGCGUCUAUCACGGACGCAUCCUUCUGCCUGCCGAGUAUCCACUCAAGCCGCCCGACUUUAUGCUCUUGACGCCCAAUGGCCGCUUCGAGCUGAACAAGAAGAUCUGUCUGAGCAUCUCGGGCUAUCAUGAGGACCUUUGGCAGCCUGCCUGGAGCAUUCGUCUCGCUCUCGUCUCGCUUGCCAGCUUCUUCAGUACAGAAGCAGCAGGAGCGAUCGGAGGUCUGCAGACACCUUCUGCCGAGCGCAAGAAGCUCGCAAAGCAGUCACGCAACUGGACCUGCCCGACUUGCAAGGCAUCGAAUCACGAGCUCAUCUCCGAGGCCAUCUCGACUCAUGAGCCGGCCGCUGCGCCUGAAAGUAUACCAGAUAAUGCGGAAAGAGCGAGCACCUCUAGUGGCGAGUCGACAGUCGUCGCCGCGCAACUCAAUGAGGCACCCGCCACAUCUACACUUUUGGCGCCUAUGCCGGUCACCGUUGCAGCACGAGCUCGAGAGCCCGUCGAGGCAUCCCUGUGGAUCGAUCGUACUAUUGGCGCCCUCAUCGUCGUACUCGUUCUGCUGCUCUUGCGCCGUCUGUAA